This is a messenger RNA of Aspergillus japonicus CBS 114.51, 3270 nucleotides long. RefSeq names its product Zn(II)2Cys6 transcription factor. The transcript is spliced from 3 exons. The coding region runs from base 1 to 3270 and encodes 1089 amino acids. Gene Ontology annotation, biological process: DNA-templated transcription; positive regulation of transcription by RNA polymerase II. The record is from RefSeq and is a predicted model, not a curated record. Gene Ontology annotation, molecular function: DNA-binding transcription factor activity, RNA polymerase II-specific; zinc ion binding; sequence-specific DNA binding. NCBI's taxonomy places the organism in Eukaryota, Fungi, Ascomycota, Eurotiomycetes, Eurotiales, Aspergillaceae.
AUGCUGAACCCCGCAUCUCCUCCCUCACCGACCUUCUCAGGGAGGAAGAGACCGCAUUCGUCAACCGAUACGUCCUCGAUGCCUGCAGAGUCGCCGGCGCAGUCUCAGCAGCAGGCCGCCCGUGAAGCGCUCGCCCCCGCAAGUUCGAUAUCCUCAUCUCAGGCCUCCAAUUCCUCUUCUUUCCGCAAUGUAUCCGCCUGCAACCGAUGUCGUCUGCGAAAAAAUCGCUGUGACCAGCGACUCCCCCGAUGCCAGUCCUGCGAAAAGGCCGGCGUCCGAUGCGUCGGCUACGACCCAAUCACGAAACGCGAAAUACCCCGUAGCUACGUCUACUUUCUCGAGGCUCGCGUGGCAUAUCUAGAAAAGCUGUUGAUGGACAACAAGAUCGAGUAUAAGGAGCCAGUGGCAUUUGAUGAAGAGGAGGCCGUGAAAGUGGAGGCGGGGCUUGAUGCUCCUCAGGCACCGACCACAGGCUCGGAGGCCUUGGUGUCUACAGCCGAAGGAUCUACUGCCGAUGGAGAUGAGAAAGGAGUGAAAGGGGAGACAGACGGCUCGGUCGUGAGACACGAGAAGGAUGCUUCGAGCGGACAGGAGCUGGACAAAACCCGGGAUUCCAACAAAGAGGACAACUGGCGCAUUCAGAAUCUGGUAUCAAACAUAGGAAUGGUCUCGGUGCAAGGAACCUCUGAUCCGCGGUAUCUGGGCUCCACAUCCGGGAUCUCCUUCGCUCGCGUCGUCUUCGCUGCUGUCAAGAGUUCCGUGUCAGGGAACGUUACGGAGCGCGGGCCAAUGCGUCCCAAUGAGCGCCUGCCGCACAGUGCCACGGGAACUGCUGGUAGUACGAUGCGUGAUUCUUUCUUCGGCCUACAGACACGGCCGACCAUGAAAUGUGCGGCAUUUCCGGACCGGGACCUAGCUGAAAGGCUGGUCAACCUUUACUUCGAACAUGCAAACGCCCAGAUACCCAUUCUUCAUCGGACUGACUUCAUGGAGAUGCUCGAUCGGACAUAUGCAGUGGACGAGAAGAACCGCUCCCCACGAAGCCUUUACACUCUCAACAUUGUGUUUGCUAUAGGUGCGGGUAUCAUCUUCGAGGAUAAACCAUCAGGUGACGGGAAACGAGAAGUCCGAGACCAUUCUCCAUCGCCGUGUUCUAAAAGACCGCGACUGUCGAGCCACCAGUAUCAACCGGAAGAGUACCAUGCAUCUGCAAUCAUGCAUCUGGAGUCUUUCCUUGGGAAUACUGCCUCUGGAGACGGAUCAGGUGCUUUGGAAGAAUUGCAAGCUGUGCUCCUUCUCGCUAGUUUCGCUCUUUUGCGACCUGUAGCACCUGGGUUAUGGUACAUCGUCGGCGUUGCGAUGCGACUGGCAGUUGAUCUUGGCUUGCAUUACGAGGACGGCACAGAAAUCGAUACACCCGGGGACGAGAGCUUCAGUCGUACUCAAGGCAAGAGCACCGAUAAACCUAAGAAGCAUGUCGAUACUCGCGAACUAGGACGGCGCCAUUGGGUGCGUGAUCUUCGUCGCCGUCUUUGGUGGUGUGUAUAUAGUCUCGAUCGUUUGGUCAGUUGCUGUGUCGGUCGCCCAUUCGGUAUCAGCGAUCAAGCCAUCAGCACCGAGUUUCCAUCCGCGUUCGAAGAUCAAUAUAUCACUAAGUCUGGCAUCGUGGUACCGCCCGAGGGUGCACCGAGUUAUAAGCAUGCAGCACACCACUAUUUUAAACUCCGAGUUCUGCAAUCUGAAAUUCAAGACGUGCUUCAGCACCAACAAGCCCGUUUCCUCAGACAACGGUCGCCAUAUCCCGCCAAAAGACCCAUUCGUGCAGAUAUUGUAUCUCCGUUCCUGCAAGGCUUUGACUCUUUUCAUUCCUGGCGCAAAGACGUUCACAGGCGCUUGGCAGAAUGGCAGCAAAGCGCGCCAACCCGCCGUGACACAGGCGUGCAGUUCUCCGUCGAGUUCCUUGAGCUGAAUUAUUGGCAGGCUGUUAUCAUGCUAUAUCAGCAGAGCUUGACGGUGCCAGCAGAAUUGGCAGAUGAAAUGAUGCCUGCUGAAGACGUGAAUAGUCCGUCGUUUUCCAAUGUGGAUGAAGUGGAGGACGAGGAUGAAAUCUACUACAAAGUCGCCGAGGCUGGGCAGAAGGUGAUUCGGAUCUAUCGCCAAAUGCAUCGUGUGCGGUUGGUCAAUUAUACCUAUCUGGCCACACACCAUAUUUUCAUGGCUGGUAUCUCUUUUCUCUAUGCGAUUUGGCACUCAGCUCUGGUUCGCAGUCGCUUGACACUCGACGAGGUCGACUUCACUGUCCUUGCCGCUACCUCCGUUCUUGGGGACCUCAUGCACAAAUGUCCACCUGCAGAGGCAUGUCGAGACGCUUUCGAGCGAAUGAGCAAAGCCACAGUACAGAUGUGUCUUUCGACCACCGGUUUCGGAUCGCAAGUAGAUCUCGGCCGGAUCCAGGCCGAAGCAGCGCAACGACAGGCAGCUGCGCUUCACAUUAACCAAACCAGAGCAUACGCAGGCAACCAGGCUGAUCCACGAUCUCGCCAUAUCCAAGGCCCCGUCCGUCGACAGGGCGCCGGCCCUAUGCGUCAAGCACCUCGCCCAUUGCCACGCUUCGACAUGAAUCUCGGUGACCUGUUCAACGAUCAUGCCGGUGUUCCCGACCGGCCCAACAAUGGGCCCAGGAAACCUGUGCAGUCGUACCCACCACCACCUCGCGGGCCCCGACCCGACUACCCAGAUCCCUCCUCAUCCAACUACCCUCCCGACCGGACCUCUAUUCGUCCCCAUCCCCAGCGGACCCCUUCCCUAGAAUACUACGCGUCUCCAUACGACAAUUCUGUCUCGCCUCAGACUCAACAGCAACCGCAUCCACAGCAGCAGCAGUAUUACUACGCCCACUCGCCCCAGCAGAGCGCCUCACCUAACAGUGUCGGUGCCGGCAACAACCCAAGUCACCCUGCUGGUGCUCCAUACCAACCAACUCACGACCACCCCACCUCUAUCAGCCUUGAUUUCCUCGACUUCGACCCCAGCAAUGCAGCCGAUGGCCAAAUUCCCGCCUCCGACGACAACAACCCCGAGUACAACCUCCAGGCCAUGCCGUCAUUAGGCCAUGGGGUCGGUCACAGUGUGGGGAUCGACCUCGGCUUCGGCAUGGCGAUGGAUUUCCAGCAUGAUUGGAGUGAGAAUGCCAAUUAUGAUAUGCUAGAAGGAUACUUUUUUGGUGGCUCGGGUGGCUCGGGUAACAAUGGACCGUCUGGAGAGGGGUGA